Castor canadensis (American beaver) is the source of this 2430-nucleotide messenger RNA. The record is from RefSeq and is a predicted model, not a curated record. Lineage: Eukaryota; Metazoa; Chordata; Mammalia; Rodentia; Castoridae.
UUAAUAUUGUGUACUCUUUUAGACUUCACGAAAACCUCGUGAAGAGAGAGAUGUAUCUCAGUGUGAAAGUGUGGCUUCCACUGUUUCUGCUCAGGAAGAUGAAGAUAUUGAAGCCUCCAAUGAAGAAGAAAAUCCAGAAGAUAGUGAAGGUGCUGAAAAUAGUUCUGAUACAGAAAGUGCUCCUUCUCCUUCACCAGUUGAAGCUGUCAAGCCCAGUGAAGACAGCAAUGAAAAUGCUGCUUCUCGAGGAACCACUGAACCUGUGGCUGAGCUCGAGUCCACCACUGACCCUGCACCCAGUACAUCUCCCUCCUCAGCAGUUGCAAGUACAAAACCAACUGAAAGUGAAAGUGUGGAGACCCAGGUGACUGACAGCAUCAGUGCUGAGACAGCGGAGCCAAUGGAUGUAGACCAUCAAGAGUGUGAUGCUGAAGCUAGUUCUGUUCUUGAUCCCCCAACCACUACCAAAGCAGAUUCUGUGGAUGUUGAAAUGCGGGUGCCCGAAAACUCUGUGUCUAAAGGUGAAGGAGAUACCAAAGAAAGAGACUUGGAGAGAGCAAGUGAGAAGAUUGAGCCUAGAGAUGAAGAUUUGGUGGUAGCUCAGCAGAUAAAUCCCCAAAGGCCUGAGCCCCAGUCAGACAAUGAUUCCAGUGCCACUUGUAGUGCUGAUGAAGAUGUGGAUGGAGAGCCUGAGAGACAGAGAAUGUUUCCUAUGGAUGCAAAGCCUUCAUUGUUAAACCCCACUGGAUCGAUACUAGUCUCAUCCCCAAUUAAACCAAAUCCGUUGGAUCUGCCACAGCUUCAGCAUCGAGCUGCUGUUAUCCCACCAAUGGUUUCCUGCACCCCAUGUAGUAUACCUAUUGGAACUCCUGUGAGUGGCUAUGCUCUCUACCAGCGACACAUUAAGGCAAUGCAUGAGUCAGCACUCCUGGAGGAACAGCGGCAGAGGCAAGAACAGAUAGAUUUGGAAUGUAGAAGUUCUACAAGUCCAUGUGGCACUUCCAAGAGUCCAAACAGAGAGUGGGAAGUCCUCCAACCUGCUCCACAUCAAGUGAUAACUAACCUCCCUGAAGGAGUUCGACUUCCAACAACUCGACCAACCAGGCCACCACCUCCUCUCAUCCCAUCCUCUAAAACCACAGUGGCAUCAGAAAAACCAUCUUUUAUAAUGGGAGGCUCCAUCUCACAGGUAACUUCUGUUGAAUAUUGCUUGGUAAAACUUCCCUCCUCACAGUAACUUGUCAGCAUACUAAUAAAUAAUAAUCUGAAUAUGGAACUUCCAGUGACAAGGACCAGAAAAUGUAUCAGUUGCUAUACUUCAUGCCACACCCAGGAAUUUUGAAUGACUUUUGUACCAGAUUGAGUGAUCAUGACAUACCAGCUGGUUUGAGUUACCAAAACCACAUAAUCGUUUAGUGUGAUAUAAAUUAAAAUGGAAUUCAUCUUCAUGUAAUAAGAUAUUUGGUGACUAUUUUAAAGACUCUAAAUAUUGUAAAUGGUUGGUAAUAUAGGAAAGCCCUAGUUUAUUCUGACUCUGGCCACUAAAUCUCUUUUCUGAUACAUUAUUUUUAUUUUUUUUAACUGAAAUACAGUCCAAUCUUAAUGUUUCAGUCAGUUUUGACAGGGUAUAGUAGUCAUACCCUGUCAGGUUCUCAAACAUGACCAUCACUUCAGAAAGUUUUCUCCUAUUCCUGCCUAAGCAGUUUUUCCUCCCAUGGCCUAAUGCAACCACUGCUCUACUUUCUGUCUUCAGAGAUUUGCCUUGCCUUUUAUGUAAUCAGUAGCUGAAAAGUACUCCAUUGUGUGAACAUACCAGUUUGUUUAUCCAUUCUCCUAUUGAGAGAAACCUGAGCUGUUUGUAAGUUUUGACUCUGAUAAAUAAAGAUGUUAUGAACAUUGUUGUACUAAGUUCUUUGUGAACAUAUGUUUUCAUUUCUCUUGUAUAAUACCUGGGAGUGGAAUUUCUAGAGUGGUCCUACAAUUUUACCCACCAGCAGCAGUAUAUGAGACCAAGACUUCUGGUCUUAACUAUUGCUCUGUUGACUGUUGUCUUUUUUAAUUUAGGCAUACUUAGUAGGUGUGUAGUAGUAUUUCAUUGUGGUUGUAUUUUGCAUUGCCCUAACAACAAAUUACACUGAGUACUUUCCCAUGUGCUCUGUGAAGUGACUGCUAGUUGAGCAUCUGUAAUCUGAAUAUCUGAAAUCCUUCAAAAUCCAAAACUUUGAGCACCAACAUGUUGUCAAAGAAGAAAAUCCCACACCUUACCUCAGGUGACAGAUUAUAGUCAAAUUGCAGUUGCACUAAAAAUAUUGUAUAAAGUUAUCUUUAGGCUAUGUGUGUAUGAAACAUAAAUGAAUUUGAUGUCUACAUUGAGUCCACAUCUCCAAAAUAUCUUAUUAUAUAUAUGUAAACAUUCUAAAAUUUGUAGAA